Cladocopium goreaui is the source of this 4359-nucleotide messenger RNA. The record is from the annotation of a GenBank genome assembly. NCBI's taxonomy places the organism in Eukaryota, Dinophyceae, Suessiales, Symbiodiniaceae.
AUGUGGGACCGCUUCAAACAGUUGAUGUCUCGUCCGGUGAGCGGCGCGUCGUUGGGCUUCUUUCGACUGGCCUUCGGCGCGGUGAUGAUCUACGAGGGGCUGUAUUACCUCGGCUUCACCUGGAACAACCCCUCGCCCACGAACUACAUCGAUUCGUUCUACACCGGCGAUCACAUCGCCUGGAACAUUCCUUACCCGGGCUUCUCCUGGGUUAAGCCACUUCCUGAACCACUGAUGACGGCCCUGUUCGUGGCAUUCACCAUCGCCGCACUGCUGGUCACCGCGGGGGUGCUCUAUCGCCUGGCCAUCGUGGGCGUGUUUCUGAUGUUCAGCUACAUCAACCUGAUGGACGCCUGGACGUAUCUGAAUCACCACUAUCUGGCUUGCAUCAUCGCCAUGCUGCUCAUCUUCAUGGCGGCCGAUCGCAGAUUCGCGUUGGGGCGCAUCCUGCAGCAUGCUUCUGGCCGUGUACGGAAGAGCGAAGUCCCUUUUUGGAAUAUCUUCCUGCUACGGGGGCAGAUGUUCAUUGUUUACUUCUAUGCGGGCAUCGCGAAGCUGAACCCCGACUGGCUCGCCGGCGAACCCGUGCGAAUGUGGCUGCAACAGCCGCGGACCUUAGUCAAACUCGAACCGUGGCUUUCGCCAUCGUUGCUGCAGUCGCUGCGUUCGCUGCUCGCUCAGGAAUACAGCAUCUGGACCAUCGUUUAUGGGGGGAUGCUCUUCGACCUGGUGAUUGGCUUCUUGCUAAUCUUUCGUCGCACCCGACUGUUCGGGUUUCUGCUGGUCCUGUGCUUCCACACGUUUAACAACUUCCAAUUCAAGAUCGGCGCUUUUCCCAUUAUGGCGGUCUGCUUGACCACGAUUUUCUUCGAGCCCGAUUGGCCCGACCGCUUGUGGAAGUGGGUUCAGUCUCCAAAGUUUUCCAAGCCCGAUUUGGGUUGGCUGAUCGGCGGAGCGAUCGUGCUGCCCCCGCUGGGAGCCGCCCUGGGUUGGAAGUCUUCGCCCACGCCGAGCACAGAAGAUCGUCGGAUGCGCCUGGCACCCUGGACCGCGGGAUUGAUUGUCGCCUGGCUGGUGUUUCAAGGCGCUGUACCGCUACGGCACUUCCUGAUCCCCGGCGAUUCGAACUGGACCGAAGAAGGCUCGAUGUUCAGUUGGCACAUGAUGCUGCGAAACAAGCAGUUGGGGCUAUGUCGAAUUGAAAUUGUCGACCCAAAGCUGCCGAAGGUCGAAACCGAGGUUGGCAUCAUCGCCGAUUGGCGGUUGCCCACCGAUGACGAACCGCUGGUGCCGUAUCGCCAGGUAACCUCUGGAGAUGUGCCCUGGGAAGAAUUGCCCGAGUUUUUGAUCGUCGAAGAGCCCGUGCUCGGCGAAAGGAUCAUUUACAACCCGCUUUCGGCGGUACCUCGAGGCGAUCCGGAAGAAUAUGUUCAGCGCCACUGGCAACGCGAGUAUCGCCGCGAGGCGAAUAAGCUAAGCAAAACCUAUUCCGUGGCCCAGGUGCUCGAUCUCUACGAGGAACUCGUCAAGAAGGCCGCCCCGAGUCGGAAUCCGGCUCACGGUGCAGCCCAGUUACGGGGCAUCGAAGUGGCCCGCGAGCUGGACAUUCGCCGCCGCGAUCCGAAGCUUACCCAACUGGAACGGCUGGAAUAUGGCCGGAAGCUCCAAGAGGCGCUAGAAGCUCUGAAGAAAAACCCGACGUUCGGCGCGUCGUUCUUCACGCUUUUCUACGCUGCGGCGGCUCCCUUCGACGGGUUUGGAGACGGCAGCCGCAAUACACCGUUCUACGUGGUCAUGGACGGGGAAUUGAUCGAGCGAGGUCGUGGCACUCUGCCUGUGGUGAAACGCGAUGCAUGGCAGGGGUCGCCCUCGACGUUAAUCGACCUGUGGUCCUACGGCCCCAGCGAUUUCAACACACUACCGCGAUGUCUCUCGUUUCACGACUUGAAUGGCGAGCCGGCCGUGGUGUGGAACUACGGUCACGAUCUGCACCUCUUCCAGGCAACCUUCGUUGCGCUCAUGCCACCGUUCUUGCAACGCUAUGUUCAACAUCUGGCGAACACCUGGGAAGCGGAUUAUGGGCACCGCCCCGAAGUAUUCGUGACGAACUAUGUGAAGCUGAACCAGCAUCCGAUGCAGUUAAUCGUCGACCCGGAGACUGAUCUGGCCAGUACGGAACUCAAUGUGUUCCGCCACAACCCCUGGAUUCUUCAGUUAGAGCCGAACGAAGAAUCCACCAGCCCCGAUGUCUCGAACGUGCCGGGUUCCGCACGCAUGUUGCAAUCGUUUCGAAUGCUUCUCGGCCAACGCAUCUCCGGUCUAUCGUUGGCCGUGUUUCGCAUCUGCCUGGGGCUGGUUCUGGCGUACGACGCCCUCCACUAUCUGCGGCCCCGCGAGGGAAUCGGCAACUUCCUCACGCUCGAUUUCUCGCGAGAGAGCAACCCCUGGAUGUUCCCCUAUGCGGGCUUUGAAUGGGUACAGCCGCUCCCGCAGCCUUGGCUCACGGGUGUGUUCGUCAUCUACGAACUGUCCGCGGUGGCGAUGGCCCUGGGGCUCUUCACGCGCGGCGCUUCGGCGGUCGUGUUUCUGAGCUACACGUACAUCUUUCUGUUAGACGCCACGCGUUACAACAAUCAUUACUAUCUCACGGUGCUCAUCACCGCGAUCAUGAUUGUAGCCCCCACGGCCACAUGCCUCAGUGUCGAUCGACUGAUUCGCCGCCGACGUCUACGGGGCAGGGAGCCGGACGAGACGAUUCCCUUCUGGCCCAUCUUCUUGCUGCGUUUCCAAUGGGCGAUGGUCUACGUCUACGGCGCCGUCACAAAGACCACAGCCUCGUGGCUGCUGCAUGCCCAGCCGCUGCAAACGUGGAUCAAUGAGCCCCGCAUCGAAGCGGCUCUUGCUCGGUAUCUUCCUGCCAGCACGGUCGAAGCCGUGUUGCCGGUGGUGCAAUCAACCGCAAUGGCCUACUUCCUCUCGUGGAGUGGGAUGCUAUUCGACCUGCUGGUCGUGCCGCUGUUGCUUAUCCGCAGAACGCGUCUGCUCGCGUUGGCUCUCGCGCUUGGGUUUCACGCCACGAAUCAUUGGCUAUUGUUCGACAACAUUGGCUGGUUCCCCCCAAUGGCGAUGGCCGGCAUCAUGUUGUUUCUGGAACCCGAUUGGCCGCGGCGGUUUGUCCUUUGGUUGAGGCGUCCGGUGGUUCAUCGUCCCGAUUGGGGAUGGCUGGCGUUGGGAGUUGUUUGUCUGCCGCCGGUGGGGGCACUGCUCGGAUGGAAACUCCCGCCGUCGUCUGAAGCUAGUGAUCGCCCCGCUCGGCCGCUGGGGGCGUUGCCCCUUGCGUUAAUUUGCCUGUGGGCCGCCGUGCAGCUUGUCGUGCCGCUGCGGCACUUCUUCAUUCCCGGCAAUGUCGACUGGACCGCGGAAGGAGCCCGCUUUAGCUGGCGCAUGAAGGCCGGACAGAAGCAGGCCACGCGGAUGGAGAUCAUCGUCGAUCCGGGCACCACGCCCGAUGGAGCACCCGCGAAUAUCGACUGGGAUGCACUGCAAGUCCCCGAGCGCAUCUAUCGCGAUGUCUCGAACCCGCAGAACAACUUCGCUGAGUUGCCCGAGCUGUUCGUCAACUUCCAGCCUUUCUACGGUGAACGGGUGAUCUACAACCCGUUUCAAAGUGCCGGGGGUUCGCCACGCUCGCUGGAUGAGGCUGCCCGCAGAGUGAUGGCCUAUUGGCAAACCACGUACGGUCGGCAACCAAAGGUGCAUAAGACAUUUCCUUUGGUCAAUGUGCUGAAGGCGGUCGAGCUGCAACUCGACCCACAGCAAAUCACCCCCGCCGACCAGCAACUGCUAGCCACUGCACAGCGGCUGGCCGCUGAAUUGUCUGCUGAGGAAGCUACCGACGUCGAGUCUCGCCCGGCCCAGGUGGCCUCGCUGCGAGAUCAACUCUUCCAGCUCAUCACCUCCAGUAACCGACAACUUGGACAGCUCGUGCAAAAGGCCGUUGCUCAGGCACACCCGUUCGCCACCGAGGGAGCCACUGCCCCGCCGGGUCCGUUGCUAGUGGUUGACGAUCCAGAGCUGUUCGAGCCGUUAACCGAACACGGCUACGCGACGCUUGACCGAACGAAGUGGAAGCCGCCCUCCGGGUCGAUCGACACGGUGUAUGCCGACAUGGAUUGGAUGACGCAGCGGGCUGCACCAAACGCGGAUCAUGGUGGCCCAUCCGUUUAUGUGCCAUCAGUAUGCCCAGCGAAUCGCCCAGUGGUGGGAAGAUCGCGUUGGCUCACGGCCUCACGUCUAUAUGAACCUGAGUGCCGAGCUGCUGCCCUACGAACUUCAGCCCGUGCUCGAUCCAAGCAUUGA